CUCACGUUAGCGAUCCUGUGCUGCGCUGGAGUAGCACGCUUGGAUUUGUGAAUGCCCACUGUCUACACCGGCGCUGACCUCGCUGUACGUCACUGAAUUUAGGCUACCCUACAGCAAUUAACUAAAUGUUUUCGUAAAACAUUUCGUCCAGUGUAGUAUUGUGAAACAUUUCACAUUUCACUUUGUAGAGAAGUCCACGUAACACAAGUCAACGCCUGUUGUGGCAGUUCGAUGUUUGAUCAUGUUAAUGUGUAGGCCUACUGACGAUGUUGUAACCUCCUAUUGCAUAGUGGGCCUAUCCUAUAGUAAGGUAUAUAGGCUACUUAUUCCGAGGAAAAUCUCAAAAUUUCCGAGAUUAAAGUCGUAAAUGUACCAGAAAAGAACUCCCAAUGUCCUGAUUUAUGUCAUAUAUUUGCGAAAAAACUCACAAAUUUAAGACAUUAAACUAAUUUAAGAGAAACAACUCCACGACUGUGAGCACAUAUUUUCCAUAGUUUCAUACUCUCUAUACUGGUUGGUGACGCAAAUAAGCUAGGGAAAGAUACUGUAAUAAAGGAUGAUAACGGCAUUAAAAGCUGCGCCAAUGGGGUGGAAAUGAAACGGCUCCUGUCUAACUGAAAAGCUCCACAGCAGCCAUCAGGCGUCCAGCGUUGCCACCGAUAGAACGCUCCCAUUAGUCAACUGAACCCUGAUGGGCAAACCGCGUCGUGUCGCAUGCGGCAGCAUCCACAGAGUAUCCAGCGUCAACAUUCACAUUGAGUCAGUUUCUCGAUGACUGAAGCUGAGGCGAACUAUUUUGUGUAAUGAAGAAACAGACUAUAGCCUGCCGAAUUAAUCACGUUUGCUUGUGUGUUCAUGAUAAGCCGUUAUCAACUUAAUUUAAAAGGCAAACGUUUUGUUAGCCAGGUUGGGGCCCACCCAUUUGAUAGCUAUGUCCUAUACUGUUGCACCAUCUCACAAACAUGUAGCCUCAUUACCUGUUUACCGGUGGAAUAGGUGGUGUGAUGAGGUUUGCUUUGCAAAGUUAAACGUUAUAGCUCCGUCUUAGUCUUUUUAUCUGUACUUCAUCCUCAUCCUGCUAAUGUCAAUGGCAAGUUAAAUACGGGGUAUUGUUUAAGUUUGACAGACACUGUUCAGUUUACUUGUAGAAGGCUCAGGCUCGUAUUGCUCUAGUUUAUCAUUUCGCAGGAAAUGCUGCCUCAUUCAAUUGGAUACCACGUUGCCUGGAUGUAUUCAUGGAGUGUCUUCUUGGCCCACUGUGAUGUUAACUCUGUGUCAAGUUUGGAAAAGCAAACUUCGGACCUUAUGGCAAAAUAUUCACUAAUAGACGGACACAAUGAUCUAGCACUACAACUAAGGAUCAGGCAUAAAAACAAACUCAGUCAGGUUGACCCAUACAACAUUCCACAUGUUGCCACAGAUAUAAAUCGCCUUCACUCUGGUCACGUUGGGGCACAGGUUUUUGCUGCGUAUGUGUUGUGUACUGCCCAAGACAAAGAUGCCGUGCGGCUGGCCCUUGAACAAAUUGAUGUGAUUCUCCGUCUGUGUAGUGAAUGGCCAGAUUUCAAGCUGGUCACUACGUCCGAGGGCCUGAGGAAUACCACGAAGAUUGCCUGUAUGCUGAGCCUGGAGGGGGGUCACAUCAUAGACAGCUCUCUGCCUGCCCUGCGCAUGUUUUACAGACUAGGAGUGCGGUCCAUGGCUCUGACUCACACCUGCAAUACACCCUGGUGAAGUUAUGUCUCAUCUUGAUGUGUCUAAGCUAUAGUGAUACUCUAUGUAAUUAUAUCUGCACCAGUUCUGACAGAGAACACGAUGAGUAUCCACCAAUAAAGACUAAGGCCAG
Molecule: messenger RNA, 1846 nt
Organism: Clupea harengus (Atlantic herring)
Lineage: Eukaryota; Metazoa; Chordata; Actinopteri; Clupeiformes; Clupeidae
Gene: dpep2
Product: dipeptidase 3-like
Exons: 5
Coding region: 1192-1734 (180 amino acids)
Biological process (GO): proteolysis
Molecular function (GO): metallodipeptidase activity
Source: RefSeq, a predicted model, not a curated record